UUCUUCCUUUAGAUCCUUAUCCACAGCUAUAACAUUGGGAGCAGAAGGCAACUGUGGAAGAUAAGCAUGUUGGCUGAUAAAAACCUCAUGCAGUUUAUGAGAAAUCACACCAAUAUGUUGUUGGGUUGAGUGUAACUUCCUGAUUCUCCAGCUUGCUUUCUUUUUCGCUGCUGCCUCUUAUAAAGGAACGCAGAAAAAAGACAAGAGGAAGUUUUGGAGAGCUGGGGAGAAGAGGAUGCUGAACCAAAGAACUGGCAGCCAUUGAUUCUCCAGCUUUUUCAAACAGCCCUUGAUGAUCAAAGCAACUAAGGAGAAACACCAUGGGUUCUGGUGCCUCAACAGAAGAUGUAGGCAAGCAAGUGGAAGAGCUGAAGGCAGCUUUGGAGGCAGAGAAUAAUGAUGUCUCCAGACUGAUAGACCGAACUGCUCGGGACUUGAAUUCAUUAACAAAUGCCAGGCUUGAUAUUGCUGUCACAGGGGCAACAGGUGCUGGUAAAUCAUCGCUUGUUAACGCCCUACGAGGAAUGACAGACAAUGAUGAAGGUGCAGCUGAGACUGGGGUAAUACAAACAACCAUGAAACCAAAGGGAUAUCCACAUCCCACAUUCCCAAAUGUAACUGUAUGGGAUCUUCCAGGAAUUGGGACAAAUGAAUUUAGUUCAAAGGAAUCUGCAAAGGAAUACUUGCAGAGUGUAGAUUUUACAAAGUAUGACUUUUUCAUCAUCGCUGCUUCUGUUCGCUUCACACUGAAUGAUGUUAUGCUUGCCCAAGAAAUUCAUAAAAUGAAUAAGAAAUUUUACUACGUGCGCACUAAACUGGACACCGAUAUAGAGCCUGAAAGAAAGAAGGCAGAAGGAAGGAAUGAAACCUUCAAUGAGGAAGAAACCCUUGCAACAUUAAGGAAACAUUUGUAUGAUAAUUUGGUAAAGGCAGGGGAAUCUCACCCAAGAGUUUUUCUUGUCUCCAGUCAUUAUUGGGAUAGGUUUGAGUUCCAGUUUCUGCUAGAGGUCAUUGGAAAUGAACUGGAUGAAAUCAAGAGAUAUGCAUUAAUCACAGCGUUGUCAAAUUUCUCAGGAAAAGUCCUGAAAAAGAAGAAGGCUUCUAUGGAGGCCCUUGUAGAGAAAGUAGCCCUUGUGUCUUCUGUUAAUGGAGCUGUCCAGGUCCCAGGUCUCUUCCUUGUUUGCAAUAUUCCCUUCUUGGAGAAAACAAUGAGAAAUUUCAGCAUGGCCUUUGGCUUGGAUGAAGAUUCCCUCCAUCGACUUGCUAAACAAAGUGGCAAACCUGUUCCUGCACUGAGUUCAGCUAUCAAGAAGACCAAAAUAGCCAGCCAAAUCAACAGUGAAGUUGUUGAGACCCUAUUGAAGAGGGCGUGCGAUAGUGUAGAAAGAGCAUUUAUGGAUUUUCUACCCCCGUUGCGCUCUCUGUUUGGUGGAGGUAAUUCUUCUGUAGCUCUCUCCCGCAUGCUGCACAGCUUUCUGGAUGAUGCUGAGGAAGAUGCUGUGAAAGUUUUGGCAAAAGCUUUUGAGAAGUAAGAGCCCAGCCCUGGUAAAGUUCCUUUCUGGUGAAUGUUUGCACACUGCCUAUGAAUUGUAUGGACAAAGUAAAGAAACGGAACUCAAGAACUGGGCCUUGGGUUCAUACCCAUGUUAGACUUCCUACUUGUUUCUGCUGGAAGCACAUUCUGCCCGGGGGGGGGGGGGGAAUCUGAUAAAUAAUGAGGAUGAGGAUUCUGAAAAUCCAAACUACUCACCCCAACAGAGGAACUAAAGCACCAAUCUACAAACCCUGAAAGGAACCUAAAAGCCAGGAAAGAAAGGAAACUGUCCCUAAACUUGGAAGUCCCUCACCUACACACUUCCCCUAAAAUUUGCAGUCGACUGUAUAAUUGAGUAGCACCAGGGCAAAUAAGGACAACCCAGGUUUUUUCUGAGUUGACUCACAGUCUUGCAUUUAUCUCAGGUUAUCGUUCAUAUACUUCAGGACAACUGAGAGGCAAAACUUGAGUAACCUCAAUUAAAUGUGGAAAUGCAAAUGAGAAAAAAAUAGGGUGAACUUGAGUGUAGUGUAGAAUGUCAGUUCAGGGACAGGGUUGAACCAGGAUUAAAGGAGAAGGGGAAGGAGAAGAAGCGCAGGAGGAAGAAAUUGGAUUUAUACCUCGCCCUUCACUCAGAGUCUCAUAGUGGUUUACAAUCUCCUUCCCGACCCCUCCUCACAACAGACACCCUGUGGUGUAGGUCAAGCCGAGAUAGCUCUGAGAGAAUUACUCUUGACAGAACAGCUCUUUCAAGAACUGUGACUGACCCAAGGUCGCCCAGCAGGUGCAUGGGGAAUCAAACCCAGUUCUCCCAGAUUACAGUCUGUGCACUUCACCACUGUACCAAACUGGCCAGUGCAGAAGGGCCUGAGAACUGUGAACAUCCUGUGUUGAUAUCCCUUAUUUCGUUGCAAAUCAAAGACAUUUUAGAGGCACAGUUCAAAACAUUGUGUGUUGCUUCCAGGGAAGAGCUGGAAGCAUGAACAUCAAUAUGAGUUGGUGGCUGAGAACUCAAUUAGAACCUAGAAAUGUUAAAGACAAAACAACAGGCUUUAGUGCUGAACAGUAUGCAUUUGAUAAAAUAUUUCUGGGGCCUCAGAAGAAACUAAUUGCGAAGUUAUAUUUAUAUUUACUGCAGAUGAAAAUGCAAGAUGAGACCAUAAAAGAAUGUAUGAUACAAUGGGCCAAGAACAUAGGUCAUAAUAUUACUUUAGAUGAGUGGAAGACAUUAUGGAAAUUUAACAUUUUCUGAUUAAGACUAAUUGAUGUGAAAUGCAAUAUUUACUAGUGUAUAUAUAUUGAGUAUAUGAACCAAUUUAGAUAAGUUUAAGUGAGAACUUACAUUUAUAUAAUAAUAAUCAUUGAGAUUUUAUUUUGAAUAUAUGGAAAUAUCUUAUGGCCUUUUAUGGUGAAUGAUCAACUGACGUGCUGAAUGUACUACUUUUUUGUUUGUCUACUUAUUGUUUCUUUUCUGUAUCCAUCUCCCCCCUUGUUCUUGUCCUUAUGAAAAUUUAAUAAAACUUUUAAACUGGUUAAUAUA
Heteronotia binoei (common prickly gecko) is the source of this 3074-nucleotide messenger RNA. RefSeq names its product interferon-inducible GTPase 5-like. The record is from RefSeq and is a predicted model, not a curated record. Gene Ontology annotation, cellular component: membrane. Lineage: Eukaryota; Metazoa; Chordata; Lepidosauria; Squamata; Gekkonidae. Gene Ontology annotation, molecular function: GTPase activity; GTP binding. The coding region runs from base 321 to 1532 and encodes 403 amino acids. The transcript is spliced from 2 exons.